Molecule: messenger RNA, 1509 nt
Organism: Scheffersomyces coipomensis
Lineage: Eukaryota; Fungi; Ascomycota; Pichiomycetes; Serinales; Debaryomycetaceae
Gene: STE50
Product: Ste50p
Exons: 1
Coding region: 1-1509 (502 amino acids)
Biological process (GO): signal transduction
Molecular function (GO): protein binding
Source: RefSeq, a predicted model, not a curated record
AUGAGUUCACCCAUCAUAACUGAAUCCUUCUUGAAAUGGGAUCCAGCUCAAGUAUCAAGUUACAUAUUAUCGGUAUUACCCAGUGAUGAACAACGAUCUAUGAGUACAACGUUUUUAGAUAAUAAUAUAGAAGGAUCAUUAUUACCAUUUAUUACUACUGAACAUUUAAAAGAAUUAGGUAUUCAGAAGUUACAUACUCGUUUAUUAAUUAAAAAAGCAAUUGGAGAACUUAUCACAAAUCAUUAUGUUAAAAACCCUCCUCAAUCAUUAAAUGAUCCAGAAUAUAACUUGAAUAAUAUCAAUAUCAAUAAUAAUUAUGUAUCAUUAGAAUCAUUAACAUUAUCAACGGUCUUAAUCAAGGAUAUGAUUAAGAAGAUUGCUUCAUUGAAUCGUCAAUCUCAUUCAGGUGAAAAUUCAGCCGAAUCUCCUAAUCUGAAUCUAGAUCUUAAAAAGUUGAAUGAUAAUUUCAUUAAAUUAAAGACUGAUUUAAUUCCUGUUAUAAGAUUAUUAAAGGAUUCUAAACCAUUACCUACUCCAACCUUGGAUCCUGGCCCAGCAUCAAAUUUGGAUUAUUUAGAUGCAGGGAAUAAUAAUAAUAAUGAUGAUUCAACUAUAUCAGCAUCGAAUGUUUCUAAUUUAAGAAAUAUGAAUAUGUCAAGAAGUAACAGUGUGAAUUCUCCAUCGGCAUUAACUAAUAAUAGUAGAUCAACUUCAUCAACUCCAAGUUCAGGAAAUUCAGGAAAUAAUAUCACGUCUACAACUGUGAGUAACUCAACUUCUACAACAUCAAUUCCAAGUCCUACCUAUUCCAAUCGAUUUUCUUCUGGUUCUAUCUUAUCAAUGGGAACAGGUAAAGUUAUUCAACAAACUAUUCCCAAAGUUUCAUCUAAUCAUGAUUUUAAAGUGGUUAAUCUAUCAAAUAGCGGAUCUAAUCGUAAUCUACAUGAUUUAACUAAUGAACAAAAUCAAUCUCAACCUCAAGUAAGACCUAAAUUAGUAGAAACUAAAUCAUCUUCAACUUUAAAUACAGCAUCAACAACAACCACAACCGCACCCUUAAAACCUCCUUUAAAAGCUCAAUCAUCAUUUAUAAAUGGAACUAACUCAAACUCUUCUUCUAAUACUACUAGUCAGUCUAAUACCCCUACUGCCACCACAACAUCUACAGUUACAACUCCUACAACUGCUACUCAUAGUAACGAACCCUUAAAACAAUUACGAGCAUCAACUGAAGAUUCAUGUCUUAAGAUCUUACAACAAGCGAUGAAAAGACAUCAUAUUCCUCGGGAUGAUUGGUCGAAAUAUGUCUUGGUCAUCUGUUAUGGAGAUAAAGAACGAAUCUUAAAAUUAGGUGAAAAACCAGUGGUUAUAUUUAAAGAAUUACAAGAAUUAGGUAAACAUCCUGCUAUAAUGUUAAGACAAUUAGCCACUGCUAAUGAAGAUUCUCAAGGUAAUCCCUUAUAUGAAGAUAGUAGAAUUGGGGAUGAUAUACCUGGAGGUACUUUAUAG